CAGAGACUGCGGACACAGUACAGGAGAUGACCAGAGACUGCGGACACAGUACAGGGAUGACCAGUGACUGCGGACAGUACAGGGAUGACCAGAGACUGCGGACAAGUACAGGAGAUGACCAGAGACUGCGGACAGUACAGGGAUGACCAGAGACUGCGGACAUAGUACAGGAUGACGAGAGACUGCGGACAUAGUACAGUAAUGACCAGAGACUGCGGACACAGUACAGGGAUGACCAGAGACUGCGGACAUAGUACAGGGAUGACCAGAGACUGCGGACACAGUACAGGGAUGAUGACCAGAGACUGC
This is a messenger RNA of Staurois parvus, 309 nucleotides long. NCBI's taxonomy places the organism in Eukaryota, Metazoa, Chordata, Amphibia, Anura, Ranidae. The record is from the annotation of a GenBank genome assembly.